AUGCCGACCUUGAAGACUCUGCAAGUACCGUAUCAGAGGCCACAUACGCGCCCGUUACAGCAAUUUGCCGCCCACGGUGACUCGCAAUGUUUACCGGAAACAUCGCCUCAGUUGCUUGAAGAAGCUGCAGCAAAGCGCGUGACAUGUCGAAAGUACUCGCCAUUCGUGGCGGGAAGAGCACGCGUCGCGACCGUCACAGCGCAAUUUGGCGAGCCACAGGAACACUACCAAAGAGCGUUAAAGACACAUCUCCUUCACGCUCUGGUCCAUGGAACAGAGGUCAGAGUUAUGUGCGAUGCGAUGGUCGAUGACUUGUGGAACAAGCCAGCAUUCAUACUCAACCUUCUCAUGCAGGAGAUGCUCAAGCCCGAGAAGGAUCGACUGGAAUGGAUACAAUGGGUUGAUCGCGACACACUCAUCCUCGACCAGUGUCGACCAAUAACGAGUUUUCUGCCGCCAUCAGACGAAGCGCUCCGCGGUUCGUUGUGGGGCCGCAACGAUGAUGCCCCGAAGAACGAGACACACAUGCUCGUUACGAAAGACUGGAACGGCCUCAACAACGGCAUCUUCAUGCUUCGCGUCAACAAUUGGGCCAUUGACCUCUUCACCGCCAUUCUCGCCUUCAGGCAUUACAAGCCUGAUGUCGACCUACCUUUUACCGAGCAAUCCGCCAUGGAGCACGUCCUUCGUGAGGACCAAUUCAAAGAUCAAGCGCGAUACGUACCGCAACACUGGUUCAACGGCUACGAGGAAGGCGGAGCAGACUUGUUCGACAAAAGAGAAAACAUAGAAGGGAUGAAGGAAUACUUCGUAAGAAGAGGAGAUUAUCUGCUGCAUUUCGCGGGGCGGAGCGACAGGAGCAACUUGCUGAAAGAGUGGAGUGACAUGCUGGAACACCAGGGUGACGUUUGGCAAGAGGACAGGGUUCAGCGAGAUGUUCGUGCAGAAGUCCAAACGUUCUAUCGGGACCUCGGGCAAGGGAAGUGA
Pyrenophora tritici-repentis Pt-1C-BFP is the source of this 987-nucleotide messenger RNA. RefSeq names its product galactosyl transferase GMA12-MNN10 family protein. Gene Ontology annotation, cellular component: Golgi membrane. The record is from RefSeq and is a predicted model, not a curated record. Gene Ontology annotation, biological process: protein N-linked glycosylation. Gene Ontology annotation, molecular function: glycosyltransferase activity. Lineage: Eukaryota; Fungi; Ascomycota; Dothideomycetes; Pleosporales; Pleosporaceae.